Molecule: messenger RNA, 3110 nt
Organism: Lagenorhynchus albirostris (white-beaked dolphin)
Lineage: Eukaryota; Metazoa; Chordata; Mammalia; Artiodactyla; Delphinidae
Gene: SOX12
Product: SRY-box transcription factor 12
Exons: 1
Coding region: 343-1281 (312 amino acids)
Biological process (GO): positive regulation of transcription by RNA polymerase II; negative regulation of transcription by RNA polymerase II; anatomical structure morphogenesis
Molecular function (GO): DNA-binding transcription factor activity, RNA polymerase II-specific; RNA polymerase II cis-regulatory region sequence-specific DNA binding
Source: RefSeq, a predicted model, not a curated record
GCGCGCGGGCCGCGGCCGAGCAGGAGGCUGCAAGGAGAGCCCGCGGGGGCCCUGGGAGUGCAGUUCCUCAGCCCCCGCAAAACAAUGUGUGGCGUGCUGCGGGGUGCAACUUGCCGGAGGCGGCGGGGGCGCGCCGAACCCGCCUGAGACCGCGCCGCUGACCUUCUCCCCCCGCCGUCCGUUGGGCCCGAGCGCCCAGCUUCUCGCUCCCCAGCUCGCGGGGGCCGGGCCGAGCUGCAGGGCGGGGCCGCCCCUCCGUCGCUGCUGCCUCCUCCCCCACCCCCAGCCGCUGAGGAUGCGGACGGCCCCCGGCGGCGUCUAGCGGCCCCGGGCCCAGGCGCGAUGGUGCAGCAGAGGGGCGCGAGGGCCAAGCGGGACGGCGGGCCGCCGCCCCCGGGGCCCGGGCCGGCCGAGGAGGGGGCGCGUGAGCCUGGCUGGUGCAAGACCCCGAGCGGCCACAUUAAGAGACCGAUGAACGCGUUCAUGGUGUGGUCGCAGCAUGAACGGCGGAAGAUCAUGGACCAGUGGCCCGACAUGCACAACGCCGAGAUCUCCAAGCGCCUGGGCCGCCGCUGGCAGCUGCUGCAGGACUCGGAGAAGAUCCCGUUCGUGCGGGAGGCGGAGCGGCUGCGCCUCAAGCACAUGGCGGAUUACCCGGACUACAAGUACCGGCCGCGCAAAAAGAGCAAGGGGGCGCCCGCCAAGGCGCGGCCCCGCCCCCCCGGCGGCGGCGGCAGCCGGCUCAAGCCCGGGUCGCAGCUGCCUAGCCGCGGGGGCCGCCGAGCGGCUGGAGGGCCUUUGGGGGGCGGCGCGGCGGCGCCCGAGGACGACGACGAGGACGACGACGAGGAGCUGCUGGAAGUGCGCCUGGUCGAGACCCCUGGGCGGGAGCUGUGGAGGAUGGUCCCGGCGGGGCGGGCCGCCCGGGGACAAGCGGAGCGUUCCCAGGGGCCGUCGGGCGAGGGGGCGGCUGUCACCGCCGCCUCCCCGACUCCGUCGGAGGACGAGGAGCCGGAGGAAGAGGAGGAGGAGGCGGCGGCGACGGAGGAAGGCGAAGAGGAGACGGUGGCGUCGGGGGAGGAGCCGCUGGGCUUUCUGUCCAGACUGCCCCCCGGUCCUGCCGGCCUAGACUGCAGCGCCCUGGACCGCGACCCAGACCUGCCGCCCCCCUCGGGCACGUCGCACUUCGAGUUCCCGGACUACUGCACCCCCGAGGUUACCGAGAUGAUCGCAGGGGACUGGCGCCCGUCUAGCAUCGCCGACCUGGUUUUCACCUACUGAGCCCACCGUCAGCGGGGCGCGCACGCCCCCUAAACCAGCUGUUUACAUACAGGAAUCAGGUAUUGGGGCCCCUCGGAGGCCGAGGCUGGCACCCCAUCUCCCGCACAGCCUCCCCCCUCCUAGACGUGCCCAACCCCCUUCAAAUCCAGACAUGCCCUUCCCCCGCAGACACACCCCAAGGCAGCCCAACCCCCACCCUUUCUCCGACAUCCAAGCCCCUCCCCAUCUUACCCCCUCCCGCACAGCCACCAGCAGCCAGCCCCCCCUCCGAUACACCUCCCGUCCUCUCCAAGAGACCUGUACCCCUCCCCCAUUUUGCACACGCCCUUCCUCACGGCCGGAGGACACGCCCCUGCCCUUGCUCCGGACUCCCUCCGCCUUAGCCUGGCCCGCCUCCUGUCUUGUUUGGGGGGGCGCUGCAGCUGGGCGGCCCCGCGCCCUCCUCCCUUGCCCCUCCCUCCCAGGGAGGGGGAGGGGCCCGUUCCUUUUCCCCGGGAACACUGGGAUCCGCCCCCUUCUCGCGCAUGCUUAAUGCUUCUUGGGAGGAGGGAGCUGGUCCCAGUCGAACCUCACGCCCCUGUCAGAUCCAGGAAGAAGGGGGGCGGAUAUAGAGCGAUCCUGAGAAAUCUUUUGAUCCAGGAGCCACGGCUUCCGUUCAACCCGACGGGGCGUCACUGCCUUAAAUGGGAGGAGCACUCGGAAGGGGGAGAAAGAGACUAGCCGGCCCGGAAGGGUUGGUGUGGAGCUUGGAACUCCCAAGUGGCAUAGCCCCUUUUCCCGUACGGGGUCGCCCAACCCACGUGCACCCACCCCUCACCGACUGCAUGACUGCCUCUACAGCUUGUUUUGGUUCCAAGAAGCCUACCUUUCUUUCCCCCACCUGGGAAUUGGGGGCAGGGUCUUUCUCUGGAAAUCCUUCAGGAAAGAAAAAGAAAACUCAGAACCAAGACACGUAACAGUUUGUUUGGGGACAGGGUCCUUAUGCUUCACACGCCCCCCCCCAAGUGCCCUUAUCACCUCAGGGCACACUCUCAGCCUGGGCUCCUUCCUAAGCCCACCGCCCCUUCCUGUCAUCCAGGUCCCUCUGCCUACAGUAUUCAGUGGGAGAAACUGAGACACGUUGGUACUAGGGGGUUGAGACUGAGGCGUAAUAGCAGAUGAAGUGGCAAGAAGAGCCCCACUUUUCAGCAGCUGGCUUCAGAGAGACCAUCGACUGGGCCAGUGAGACUGAAGGGAGGGUCAGAGUAGUCUUGGGCCGUUUGCGCCUAGCGCUGCUGCAUCCAAUUCGGGUGCCCUCGGAAACCCUGCCCCUGAUGCUGUUACCCCUCUUACUCCAGCUCCCCGCUCAAGCCCCGCCCCUCCGGCCUCCCCACGCCCCAUUUGCCCUCACUACCUGUAUCUCACCGGCGUGUGUUCACCCUCCUGGGUGUGCACACACUCUCAUUCACACACACAAAUCUCAGGAACAAACGGUCCCAGAGUCCUCCGGGACCCCUGCCCAGGGUCUCUGCAGGUCUCUGCCCCACGCGUUCCCGUCGCUGACAAAGCCACCAGCUGCCUCCUUUAAGCUUGGUGCUCCGGCUCUGGGCCUUUUUGCGCGCGCUCUCUUUCUCUCUUUUUCUCUUUUUCUCUCUCUCUCUCUUUUUUUUUUUUUUUUAAGAAAAACAACAACAAAAAAGACAAUGAAAAAUCCCAGAAAACGUCAUGUGAGUGAAGAGAUGUCACUGUCUGUGGUCUUGGAGAACUAGUCUCAUAGCUGAGGGGAGGGGGCACUGGCACCCACAGCAGGACUUCUGCCAGGACUGAAUAAAGUGUAUUUGCCCCAUCUC